This is a messenger RNA of Cherax quadricarinatus, 2750 nucleotides long. RefSeq lists its product as uncharacterized. The record is from RefSeq and is a predicted model, not a curated record. Lineage: Eukaryota; Metazoa; Arthropoda; Malacostraca; Decapoda; Parastacidae.
CCUACCGUCGCUGGUAAACGUUGUGUAGAGGGCAGUAGUGCACUUGUGGUCGCAGAGAGAGACACACACACACGUCAUCUUCCAUCUCAUCUGUGGUGUAUCGCAUCCCAUCCACCUCUCAUCUGGGAGACGAUGAUUCCUCAACCAAGAGUGUUUGUGUUGGCCUUUGUGGCUGGUCUUGUCUUGGUCUCCUGCUCUCCAGCACCUCAGUUAUGUCUGAGAGCAGUGAUCUGUGAGGCUACUAUGUGGAAGGUUCAGCCUUUGGACGGUGCCAGAAGGAACAGUAGCAUCAGCAGCAGCGAGCGUCGUCAGGAACAGUGUCCGCUGGGGGAUGAGGUAGUUGUGGGCGGCAGUGAUGGGCGGCGGGCAGUGAUGGUGGUGCCUGUAGUGGGUGGUUUAGGGGCGUCUGCAGCCAGAACGUCCUGCCGCACCCGCCAGGCCCGCCCUCUCUUCCUUGACACCCAGCAAGACGCAGACAUCCUUCACCGACUCCUGAAAGACUGCGUCAAGACUGGGAAAAUAAGCAGCGUUUGGGUGCCGGCCCGCAGACACGCCCACCUGAAGAGAAUCAACCGCCCACUGGCGGAGACUACCAUAACAUCACUGGGCAACGUGGAAUACGACUGGAUGAACGCCCAGUACAACAGAACUACCGACAAUAUCACCCUUGUGCCCUUUCCCGAGAAAGUUAACCAGAGAAAGGGAAUACUCUGCGUUAGAGUGAAAGCCGAAUAGUGAUGUGCUUGACAAGUGAAAUUUGCCAAGAAACUGUUCUUCAAGUGACAAGGAAUAAAUUAAGACAUUUUUAUUUAGGUAUCGAUUUUUGUUUUUCUUGUUUUUUGGGGGGGUUUGCGAAAAAAAAGUGAGAACACCAAUAUCUCCAAUAUUGUGUUGCUUGUUUGACUAGUCUUUUUUUACGUUCACCUUCAAUGAAAGGAUUGAAUACGUAUAUACGUAAGCUUCUUCGUAAGUUCGUAUGAACGCCUAUUGACGAAUCCGGAUAUUCAGAACGCUGUGUUUGCUCUGAUUUUCAGAAAAUAGCAUGUGUUUUAUUUUUUUUAUUGACCAUAGGGCUGGUAAUGAUGAGAGAAAGAAGGAUUAGGUGAGGAAUAUCGACAUAGUAUAACUGUAAAUAGGGAGAGACUGAAAAAAAGUGACCCAUCCGCCUUGAAUUUUUUGCGCCUAAACGUUUGUGCUUAGAGACAGUGAUUGUUGGUUAGUGUUGUACACAGAACGCUUGGUUAGUGAGGCAUUUAUAUUAUAGCUCCGGGAUUACUGUGUUGAAGGUGACAGCUUUUGCGACUAGUUGAGCAGAUACUGACAGCUAUUGGUGCUUCACUUCUGCUGAUAAGCUGCCUUGCCUGGUGCUGGUGGCUGAAGCCAGGUGCUGGCUGCCGGCUGCUGUUGGCUGAAGCCAACUGCUGAUGGCUGAAACCAGGUGCUGGUGGCUGAAGCCAGGUGCUGGUGGCUGAAGCCAGGUACUGGUGGCUGAGGCCAGGUGCUGGUGGCUGAGGCCAGGCGCUGGUGGCUGAAGCCAGGUACUGGUGGCUGAGGCCAGGUACUGGUGGCUGAGGCCAGGUACUGGUGGCUGAGGCCAGGUGCUGGUGGCUGAGGCCAGGCGCUGGUGGCUGAAACCAGGUGCUGGUGGCUGAAGCCAGGUGCUGGUGGCUGAAGCCAGGUGCUGGUGGCUGAAGAAAGGUGCUGGUGGCUGAAGAAAGGUGCUGGUGGCUGAAGCCAGGUGCUGGUGGCUGAAGAAAGGUGCUGGUGGCUGAAGAAAGGUGCUGGUGGCUGAAGCCAGGUGCUGGUGGCUGAAGAAAGGUGCUGGUGGCUGAAGAAAGGUGCUGGUGGCUGAAGCCAGGUGCUGGUGGCUGAAGAAAGGUGCUGGUGGCUGAAGCCAGGUGCUGGUGGCUGAAGAAAGGUGCUGGCUCUCACUCUAAUAUCAGUUUCCUUCUGCUGCCAGUAUGCGUCUAAGUAUGUGUAUUCGUUAUUAAAUUAGACACAUGUAGCGGUAGGACACAUAUAUACAUACCAGGGCCAGGAGCUAAGACUCGACCUCUGCAACCACAAAUAGGUGAGUACACACCGAUUUUAUGCGCUUACACAAAUAUAUCUUCAUUCCUCUGAAGAUGUGUGUGUGUAAGCACAUUAAAGCGCUCAGGAUUUUUUUUAACUGUUUUCAUUGUGAUAUUUUUAUAUAAUUACUAUCACGCAUUUUAUUGUUAUUUCUUUCCCACAUACACACUAAAUAUUAUAUAUAUAUAAAUAGUGUUAAGAUGAAAAAGAACACAGUGUUAACCUAUAAAGCGAUAAGCUGAAAACGACCACGGUGUUCUAGCCACGGAACUGAGAUAUUUUAGUCUUCAUCACAAUGUUAAAGUGGAAAAGACCACGGAAAAGGCCAUGUUCGUCUAUAAAAUUCCUUUCAAACUUGGUAAAUAUGAGAAAGCAUUGUUACAUUGAGAAUAACACAGUCAGGAGGAGGGCGUGCCAGAUGCAGUCAACAACUCCUGUUAAGCGUCACCUUCCAGUGUGAAUGGUGACUAUUCUGUCGUAUGUAUAAUGUUCGCCAAGACCGUAGUCCUGGCACGGGUCUCAAUCUUGCGAUGACCCGUCUACUAUUCUGUCGUGAAAGUGAAGGAUUAUGUAACGUGUAGGUGACUGCAUCUACCUGAGAUGUUGUAUGGAUGAUAUCUGUAUUUAUCUAUGUAUCACACACACAUUGUCAUUAUAUAUAUAUAUAUAUAUAUAUA